AUGCAGAAUUUCUCCGAGAAAUUGGGUUGGAGAAUGCAGAAAGGGGAUGAAGGGUUGGUGCAAGAUUUCUGCAAUGAGAUUGGAGUUUCAAGAGGGGUCUUCAAGGUGUGGAUGCACAACAAUAAGAACAUAUGCAGGAAGCGAUCGUUGGAGCCUGGUGAAAAGAUCAAUGGCAAUGGUUCGGAUAGUCUUAAUAACAAUCGUUGCAACACAAACAGCACCACCGAUGACACACACUGA
Sphenostylis stenocarpa is the source of this 240-nucleotide messenger RNA. The record is from the annotation of a GenBank genome assembly. NCBI's taxonomy places the organism in Eukaryota, Viridiplantae, Streptophyta, Magnoliopsida, Fabales, Fabaceae.